Molecule: messenger RNA, 1698 nt
Organism: Peniophora sp. CBMAI 1063
Lineage: Eukaryota; Fungi; Basidiomycota; Agaricomycetes; Russulales; Peniophoraceae
Source: the annotation of a GenBank genome assembly
AUGGCUUUGGGUCUAACAGACCUCCCUCUAGAGGUCCUGCGUAGGAUUCUGAUACUGCGUCUAGACAUCGAUUUGCCAUCCCCGACGCAACGACAACACUUGAUAGACGACAGCUAUGCGUCGGCCGUCCAGAACUGGCGCGACAUAAAGAUUCUUCCUAUGCUCUGCACCCCUUCCGGUUCUUGUGCAUCCGAUCGCGGAGCGCGCAGUGGUCAGACUCGAGGAUGUCAUCGACUUGACACCGGACCGUUACGCUCCGCUCUUGACCUUGGGGCAGUUUGCCGUCAUUUGCGCGAGGUCGUACUCGGCGACGCCCUUUUCUGGAGCGAGGCCUUGUUGUUGAACCCGCAACUCGUCCGCGUAGCCCUAUCUCGCGCCAAGGUAGCCGCGCACCCGCGACUGUCUUUCGUGGCCCACGGCGGUGCAUGUCUUUGCAUUCUGGACAUUAUUCUCAGGGAGAUGGUCAACGUCAGGCGGCUGGAUCUGGCUCUUCCCUCCACCAACACAGAGAGUACAAGGUCUCCCUCCGCCCUCAUUGCAGACCGGCUUCUUCUCGGUGCUCCCCUCUUGGAGGAGAUCGAAGUGCGUUGCGAUUACGCGUACGUGCAUGAAGAUUCCCUACAGAAGAGAAGAAUCAACGUCAAAAACGUAUCAGUCUCUCGCCUCAUCAACUGUGCAUUCGGAAUCGAGAGUAAGAACAUGACACGCAUGUUCUUCGCCGCUGAGGCCCCUCCUUUUCGCUGGCCGCGGGGCGAGUUCUACAAGAUGCUCGCCGUCUGCGUAAACCUCGAGGUCCUGUCCCUUCAGAUGAUCUUUGUGUACGAGCGGGGCUUACCGCCUAACACCAUAUAUCCACCCGGGGAUACGUUCGAAUUGCCUUCCCUCCGCUUCUUUCACAUCGCGGAUCAUAUGGUCGAAUGGGAUGUUGCGUCGAGGAAGAUCAUAUUCCCAGCGACCUGCCGCGUACAUCCAGAUGUGACAGCUCCUAUGCAAGACUUGUACACACCAGACAUGCUCGCAACAACGGUCGGGCGCGUAUUUCCAAGGCAUCCUGUCCUUGCGGCAGGCGAAACGCAUUGCGUGACAUUUGCUCUUCGCGUUCGUGACACGACGAGGACGCAGGCGACACAUUUCCCCGAGUACCUGUCCUUAAGCAGAGGUCGCACGGAAGCCGACGCCAUGGCCUUUCGUGAUCCGAUCUCAUUAGCUUCGGCCGGCACAAUCACCUUGCGUAACGAGAGACUGUCGAUGCGCACCACCAUAACGCCACAACCGGACUUUGGUGAACCGGACGUCGGUCAGCUUGUCGCCGGGUUUGUGCGCGGUUGCGUUUGGUUCGGGCUAUCGUACGCCGAGAUGUUUGUUCUGGAUGGUGCUUAUCCUCACCUUGCCACGAUAUCUUGGCGAGACGUGCUCCCGUAUCUGCCGAACGUCCAGACUAUCGUCAUUCGAGGUCUCACGACCUUCUCUGCUCCUGAGAUCGUCGACCUUGCCUACGAACUCGGGGUGCCACAAGGUCAAGGAGGCGACGGGCUUGAAUCAGAUGUUGCGAGAUAUCGCUGCGAGCGGUUGCGCCGGGUCCGUCUGCCAGACGCCCGUGACAUUGUUCCAGAGGCCACGAUCGCGAACUUGCGGUUCGCACUCUUCACUCGCCGGGCCACGCGGAUGGACUUAGACAAUAUAUAUUGGAGUAUGUAG